Messenger RNA from Microtus oregoni (creeping vole), 860 nucleotides. RefSeq names its product calcium regulated heat stable protein 1 (gene Carhsp1). Gene Ontology annotation, cellular component: cytoplasm. The coding region runs from base 172 to 618 and encodes 148 amino acids. The record is from RefSeq and is a predicted model, not a curated record. Gene Ontology annotation, molecular function: mRNA 3'-UTR binding. Lineage: Eukaryota; Metazoa; Chordata; Mammalia; Rodentia; Cricetidae. The transcript is spliced from 4 exons. Gene Ontology annotation, biological process: regulation of mRNA stability.
GCUUGUUUGUGGAGUGACCUUGUGAUUGCAGCUUACAGCAGUGGCCAUAGUGAGCUCUACCCUCAGUGCUUGUAUGCAUUACCUCAUUUCCAUGUCAUGAGUGGUGUGAAGCUGGAACAGUUCCCAUUUCUCAGAUUAAAAACAACAACUGAGGCCUGAGUUGAGUCAGCCAUGUCAUCUGAGCCUCCCCCGCCGCCAUCGCAGCCCCCGACACAUCAGACUUCUGUUGGGCUACUGGACACUCCUCGGGCCCGGGAUCGCUCUCCAUCCCCGCUGCGAGGCAAUGUGGUCCCUAGCCCUCUGCCCACCCGCAGGACAAGAACUUUCUCGGCGACGGUGCGGGCUUCACAAGGCCCUGUCUACAAAGGAGUCUGUAAAUGCUUCUGCCGGUCCAAGGGCCACGGCUUCAUCACCCCAGCUGAUGGUGGCCCUGACAUCUUCCUACACAUCUCUGAUGUGGAAGGGGAAUAUGUUCCAGUGGAAGGCGACGAGGUCACCUAUAAGAUGUGCUCUAUCCCGCCCAAGAAUGAGAAACUGCAGGCUGUAGAGGUGGUCAUCACCCACCUGGCACCAGGCACCAAGCAUGAGACCUGGUCCGGGCAUGUCAUCAGCUCCUAGGACCUGCAAGAACCCCUUCUCCUGGGCUUGAGGGAGACUCUGGGGGGGGAGGAGGAGCAGGACACUCUGGAUAUAACAUUCUACCAAGUGAGAUGGGGCCUCAAGGCCGGCAUGGCCCCUUUCAAGCAUUUCCUGGAAGAAGGGAGUUGUGGGCAGGCAGAGGGUGCUCAGCCACCAACACAGCCUCCAGCCAUUGCAACAAGCUCUCACUGUCUGAAAACAUUAAAAGCAUUUGAAAAGGA